Molecule: messenger RNA, 2136 nt
Organism: Nematostella vectensis (starlet sea anemone)
Lineage: Eukaryota; Metazoa; Cnidaria; Anthozoa; Actiniaria; Edwardsiidae
Exons: 6
Coding region: 169-1623 (484 amino acids)
Molecular function (GO): carbohydrate binding
Source: RefSeq, a predicted model, not a curated record
CGUGGCUACCUAGCGAUCCUUAGAUUCAAAACAAUACAAAUCUGUAACGGAGAUUAGGUUGCAUUACCGCGCCCGAAACAUAUGCUUUGAAAGCGUUUAGAUUCAAAUCCAGUUAACCAUAAAAGCAAAGCAAGAUUAGGGGCGAACUCCAAGAGUAUCGUGGAUGGAAUGGCGCUCUUGAUCGCUCUAUGGUCAUGUGUUUCCGUCUUGGUUCACUUGGGUUUAUGUCAAGGUAACAUACCAAGCUCAGAUGGGGGGACUGGGCUCAGCCAAAUCGACUUAGAAGCAGCAAAAGACGUUACAAUAUGUACAACUCAAAAGAAGCCACUAAGCUGUUCGUACCCAGGCUCCAAUAUCGCCAUCACGGGUGUUUUCUGGGGAAGACGAUCGGCAAGUAUUUGCCCGUCAGACGAUGGGGAUACUGAGCUCAAUUGCUUCACUUCACCCGAAACACAAGGUAUCGUCAAGGCCAGAUGCGAGGGCAAAGAGUCCUGUGAACUCGAAGCGCGCCAUGCAAUUCUCCAAAACCCCCGGACGUCCCAUUGUCCCGGGGUCAACAAGUACCUCAUCGUUAACUAUACCUGUGUACCGGACGCUAAAGAAGUUGUACUGUGCGAUUCGGAGAAUUCAACCCUGUGGUGCCCGGCGAUGUGGAAGAUUGGGGUCAACUCCGUGUUUUGGGGACGGCAGUCCACCGUAGUCUGUCCAGCGGAAAACGGUCAGACGACAUGCACCGGAGCCCCAGAGAGUCUUGGUAUUGUCAAGAAGUCAUGUGAUGGGCUUGGUCGUUGUGAGGUGCACGCCUCAGCAGAACAGGUUCAAAACGGAGCUGAGAACUGCCCUGGCGUCACUAAGUACUUGAUCAUCAAUUACAGUUGUAGACCGCACGCUAACAUCGGUACAGAAGAUGACAUAGAACCCCCUUCUCAAGACCGAUCCGAGGACGACGAACAGCGUCCUCAACAACAAGCGAAAGCCAAGGAGAGCGUGGCCAAGGCCCUGAAACAACUAGAUGAAGGACAGAAAAACGAGCAACCGGAACCGGAAGCCACUGGCGCCGAUCUCAACAUCGGAAGACUAGGAAUGGGUGGACUCAAAGCCCUUGAGAAAAUCAACAACUUGAUCAAAGCUUCGGCUGAGGCGCAGGGUGGGGAGGAGUCGGUAGCUGAGAAUGGACUCACUGACGACCAGGCGCAGACAAUCGAACGUAUGAUCAUAGAGGGAAUAAAGAACAUUAAGAAAAAGAACACCGAGGCUGGUACACGUAAGACAGCUAUUCCAAGAAAAAUCACAGACAGCAGGGCCCAGAUUAUGAAACCACGCCCUAGUAACAAUGCCCCUAGCAACAAGGGAUCUAAAAUAGCAGCCGUUAAUGCUGAUACCCCAAAAAGCGGAGUAGUAAAGAGCCUACCAAAUGUGGUAAAAAAUACGGGGGCAGCACAGGGCGUGGUACGUACUAUCCCGGAUGCAAACAAGGCCGGUGUCGUGGUGAUACCCGGAAGUGGGAGUAAAGCGAGACCAGUUCCGGUGUUGCGUGACACGGUGGCGAAAGAGCCUAUUGCUAACAAGGCGAAGAUAAGAGGGCUGACAAUAGGUAACGCAGGAAUGGGCAACAUGCCCUGAGAUAAACCACUGAUGUAACGUUUAUUUUGAUAGAGUUUCAACUCUGUGAGCUAUGAUCUUUAGAAGGUAAGAGUGUUGAAAAAAGGUAAUAGAAAAUAUGUCCUUUGAGUACCCCUUGACAUGGGAUUAUUUUGGUAUAACUAUCUGUGAAAUAUGAUCCUUUCAGGGGCGGAUCCAGAAAUUCCAGGGGGGGGGGACACGGGCUUCAAGAAAGGGAAACCCGAUUUAUUGUUCUUCCGUGGAUUUCCUUAUACUUCUUGUUACUUUUAACCCAAAUAUAUGAGAAUAGGGGGGUCAUGACCCACCCCUGCUCUUAGAGAUCGCUUAAAGGUUUCUGGUCUUUUGCCUUAAAACGUUUUGAAAGAAACAUAAAUGAUUGUUCAUAAAAUUGCUUUUCCGCAUCUGUUUAUUUGUCAUAUUAGGAAUAAAAAUAUUUAGCUUAACCAUCAUAGAAUUCAUCAGAAAAUUUUGUGAUUCUUUGUAUAUAGAUAAUAAAAUUCGUUUUGCAGUAAA